This is a messenger RNA of Mangifera indica (mango), 3841 nucleotides long. RefSeq names its product transcription factor MYB3R-1-like. Gene Ontology annotation, molecular function: RNA polymerase II cis-regulatory region sequence-specific DNA binding; DNA-binding transcription factor activity, RNA polymerase II-specific. Gene Ontology annotation, cellular component: nucleus. Lineage: Eukaryota; Viridiplantae; Streptophyta; Magnoliopsida; Sapindales; Anacardiaceae. The transcript has 12 exons. The record is from RefSeq and is a predicted model, not a curated record. Gene Ontology annotation, biological process: regulation of DNA-templated transcription. The coding region runs from base 472 to 3600 and encodes 1042 amino acids.
UGGAUGGCCACGAUUUCAACGUGUUUAAAUCAUCACCGUUGACGGAACCAAACAUGCUCGAAGUUUAACCAUAGGGUUUGAAAGGCCAAUCAUUGUCCGCCUCUUUGUGUUUGAAUAGCUCUCUUUUUAGACCGUUUCAUUCUUACUCCAUCUAAAAAAAAAAAAAAUAAACACUCUCUCCCAAUUUGUUUUAUUUUUAUUUCAAAAUUUUCAAAUUUUCAAGCGUACUUGCAGAUCAAUCUUCUCUAGCUUCGUUUUGGAUCUGCAAAUGCGCACCGUUUUGUUCUCUGCUCCACAACCGACUUCUUCUAAAUCUCGAAUCUCGAAGCUAAGUAAGCCUGCAGAUUUGUGCGGAAGGGAGUUUUUGCUAUUUUUUAGGUAGAUUUAUAAUGAUUAGGAGUGCACAUUUUGGGGGAAAUUGUCUUAAAGUAGGAAUUGGGGUAUGCAGCAUUAUUUUCUUGUUGAGCAACUAUGGAAAGUAACAAGAUAAUAUCUACUCCUUCAGACGGGCUUAGUGAUGGUGGUCAAAGAAUGCGAUCUCUACAUGGGAGGACUAGUGGCCCUACAAGGCGUUCCACGAAAGGGCAUUGGACUCCUGAAGAGGAUGAGAUAUUGCGGAAGGCUGUUCAACGAUUCAAGGGAAAGAAUUGGAAGAAAAUUGCCGAAUGUUUCAAGGACCGGACAGAUGUACAGUGCUUACAUAGGUGGCAGAAAGUUUUGAAUCCAGAACUUGUUAAAGGUCCAUGGUCUAAAGAGGAGGAUGAAAUAAUAAUAGAAUUGGUGAACAAGUUUGGGCCAAAAAAGUGGUCCACGAUUGCUCAGCAUUUACCAGGGCGAAUUGGGAAGCAAUGCAGGGAAAGGUGGCAUAAUCAUCUUAACCCCUCCAUAAACAAAGAGGCAUGGACUCAAGAAGAGGAGCUGGCUUUGAUUCGUGCGCAUCAGAUUUAUGGGAACAGAUGGGCAGAGCUAACAAAGUUCUUGCCAGGAAGGACAGACAAUUCCAUAAAAAAUCACUGGAACAGCUCUGUGAAAAAGAAAUUGGAUUCUUACUUGGCAUCAGGACUACUAGAGCAGUUUCAAGGCCUCCCUCUUGCUGGGCAUCCUAAUCAACCCAUGCCCUCAUCGUCUUCCAGGAUGCAGAGUAGUGGAGAUGACAGUUGUCCGAAAGGUGGAGUUGAAGCUGAGGAAAUAUCAGAAUGCAGUCAAGAUUCGAAUGUUCUUGGUCCCUCUCAUUCAACAGGUAAUGCAGUUCUGCAUACAAGAGAACAGGUCCUUAUACCUGAAGAGUGCAAUCCAGCUAAGGAUCAGAACUCCAGCCCAGCAUCUUGUUCAGAACAAUAUUACACAUCUCUGGAAGAUGUCACAUUUUCCAUCCCAGAAAUACCUUGUGAAGUGGGUGGCUCUUCUAAGUUCCCUGAGCAAAAUUUUGUGCAUGAUGCUGGGACUUUUGCGAAGAGUUACCAGUUCAAUUUACAGGAUUUACCUAAUUUAUCUUCACUGGACUUGGCGCAUCAAUCAUCAGGGUUGUCAGCUAAUUGCAUGGAUUCUCAUGAAAGUAAUGAAAUGGUCAAUGUUUCAUAUCAAAAUUCCAUGGAAUUGAGUGUUCCUAGCUCUAUAGGUAAUCUGGUUGCAGGUUCUGAUAAACCAGAGAACAUCUUGAUAACAGAUGAUGAAUGCUGCAGGGUCUUGUUUGCAGAGGCAAUGAAAGACGGAUGUUUUUCCUUGGAAAAUUUUGGUCAAGAGUUGAAUAUGGUUGAAUCAUCACAUUGUCACCCCUUGGACAUUCAGAUUUCUGAAGGUGGCAGAACCUCACUUUCCCAAGCUUAUUGUCCUUCAAAGCCUGAAGUAUUAGAAACUUCAUGUAGUCAGUCUUCCCUCUUUUCUCCAAUGAUACUUUCAAAUGACAAUGGAGCAUUUGCGUGUGUUGAUGAAUCCAAUCAGUUGAAUUGUCACUCUUAUGGAACUCGAGAUCAAGAAUAUAAUACGAGCAGGCAUGAUGCCUUUAUCUAUACCAAUGAAUCUGCCAAUUCCCCUUGUGAUGAUGGUGCAGAUAAUUCAGGCCUGCAAGGGCCAUCAUAUCUUUCAAAGGAUUCUUUCAAACUAGUUCCUGUAAAUAGUUUCAGUUCAAAAUCAGAUGCCAUGAUAGCUUGUCCUUCAGAGGAUGCCAAGCCCAACAUGCAAACAGAACAUCAGGAUGCAGGAUCCCUAUGUUAUGAACCUCCUCGUUUUCCAAGUUGGGAUAUUCCUUUUUUUAGUUGUGAUCUUAUACAGUCUGGUAGUGAUAUGCAGCAAGAAUACAGUCCACUUGGCAUACGUCAACUAAUGAUGUCAUCAACAAACUGCAUUACUCCAUUUAGGUUAUGGGAUUCUCCCUCUCGUGAUGAUAGUCCUGAAGCUGUGCUGAAAAGUGCUGCCAAAACUUUUACAGGAACACCAUCUAUAUUGAAGAAGCGACACCGUGACUUGUUGUCACCUUUGUCAGAUAGAAGAAAUGACAAGAAACUUGAAAUUGACAUGACUUCCAGUUUGGCCCAGGAUUUUUCUCGUCUGCUGUCUCCAUUGUCAAACCAAAAGAGGAAAUCUGGAGCCUUCGUUGAAGAUAAAGAAAAUUUGGGUCAUGCUUUUGAUGGUGGACAAGAAAAGGAUAAAGAUCAGUCUGCUGUCUUGCAUGAAAGAACUUCUGAGGAAGAUUCUCAUUGCAGUAAUUCUAAUGCCAACUUAAAGAAAGAUAAUGUUGAUGCUGAUACUAAGACCAAUGCAAAUGCUGGUUCCACUACCAAAACUGAGAAACAGACUGCAGGAGUCCUUGUUGAACAUAAUGUGAAUGAUCUGCUAUUCUCUCCUGAUCAAGCUGGUCUAAAAGAUGAAACAGCACUGGCCACUACUUCUCCAACACCAAGAAAUCAGCAUUUUAAAAGCUUUGGAGCUAAUCAAGGUGUUGCACCCGAGCAUUCACCUGCAAGUGCAUGCUCUCCAGCAAUUUCCAAAAAGAACAAUGGAAGUAAUUCUAGUGCAAUUAAGACAGUAAAACCUAUUCCUUCAUUGACACCGCCAGGAAAUACGCUUCUUAAUGUUGGGAGUGAUGUUGGCUUCGAAAACUAUAACCUAUUUGGUGAAACUCCAUUCAAAAGAAGUAUAGAAUCUCCUUCAGCGUGGAAGUCCCCUUCGGCUUGGAAGUCUCCUUGGUUUAUGAACUCUUUCGUACCUGGUCCAAGGAUUGACACUGAAAUAACAAUUGAGGAUAUGGGUUAUUUUAUGAGCCCAGGAGACAGAAGCUAUGAUGCCAUUGGACUGAUGAAACAGUUAAGCGAGCACACUGCUGCUGCAUAUGCUGAUGCCAUGGAGGUUUUGGGAAAUGACACUUCUGGAAAAUCAGUGAACGAAGGAAACACUAAAACUUUAAGUUCAGACGAAGAAAGCAAUAAUGUCACCCAUCAUGAGCCAGAGAGCGACCAUUUGGCUUCAAAUAUUUUGAUUGAGCGGCGCACACUUGACUUUAGCGAAUGUGGAACACCUGGGAAAGGAAUAGACAAGGGGAAAUCCUCAACUGCCAUAGACUUCUCAAGCCCCUCCUCAUAUCUAUUGAAAGGAUGCAGGUAGUCAUUUUUAAGGGCAAAAGCCUUCUCUACAUUGUAGUUUACAAAUAUAAUGUAUCUCUCUCUCUAUAUAUAUAUAUGUGAGUUUUUGUUUCUCUCUCUUUUUUUUAUUUUUUUGAAUUUCCUUUUUGGUUCUUAUUCCAUUUGCUGUUGUAGCAGCUGAAUUAUGUAAUAUAAUUAAUUGAUAAAAAAAAUUGCUAUCCGAUUAUGUGGAAUUACAAAAGGAAAGUCUUUAUAUUUUCUCA